Oldenlandia corymbosa var. corymbosa is the source of this 874-nucleotide messenger RNA. The record is from the annotation of a GenBank genome assembly. NCBI's taxonomy places the organism in Eukaryota, Viridiplantae, Streptophyta, Magnoliopsida, Gentianales, Rubiaceae.
CCACACACACACACACAAACACACCCACUCUUCUCCCUGCUCCUCUUUCAACUCCACGGAACAGCUUCCACGUUAUCCCAGCUUAAGGUAUCGCUCUACGUCGACCCUUUGAUUUCUGCUUGUUUUUUCCUCUCUUUCUGUUGUUUCGGAGGUUUAUUGAGGGUUUUAUACUUGCAUUUAUUGUGUUUUUUGGGGUUUGUAUGGUGGCUUUAUUGAUUUUUGUUGUAUUUCCUUUAUCUUCCUUCGAUUUUUAGAUCGGGUUAGGUACUUGUUUUGCUUGAAGGCUAACUUGGUGGGUUUUUAUUGGUCGGGCUUUUCUGAGGGGUUUGAACUUGUUUGGAUUAAGGGUUUUUAUAGGGCAAAGUUAUUUGGGGGUUUGAUGAAUGUGGAGAAGCUAAAGAAGAUGGCCGGUGCGGUCCGCACCGGUGGGAAGGGUAGUGUUAGAAGAAAGAAGAAGGCUGUUCACAAGACAACCACUACAGAUGAUAAAAGACUGCAAAGUACCUUGAAGAGGAUUGGCGUCAAUGCCAUACCAGCUAUUGAGGAGGUCAAUAUAUUUAAGGAGGAUGUGGUUAUCCAAUUUGUAAACCCCAAAGUUCAAGCCUCAAUUGCUGCUAACACAUGGGUUGUCAGUGGUACACCCCAGACCAAGAAAUUGCAAGACAUUCUUCCCCAAAUUAUUCACCAAUUAGGACCCGAUAACUUGGAGAAUUUGAAGAAACUGGCUGAGCAGUUCCAAAAGCAGGCACCUGGUGCAGGGGCAGCUCCAGGUACCGGUGUCCCAACAAUUCAAGAAGAAGAUGAUGAUGAGGUGCCAGAACUCGUGGCCGGUGAGACCUUUGAAGCGGCUGCAGAAGAGGGUCAAACUUCUUAG